AUGACUGCUAUGAAAGACCUUACUACAAAGAAAAAGGUGGCUAAUGGUAAUACUUCUGCCAAAGAUGGUCAUGCUAAAAUGGAUAAGUCCAACACUUCAGGGAAACCUGAGAAGGUUAAUGCAAUUGGUGAUUUAUUAGAGACCACUGCUGAUAAGAAGACAAGUCACCAAAAGGUAGAUAAGGGUAAAGCCCAUUCUGAGUCUAAUAGUAAUUCUGCAUUUGAUAUGACUGAAGCUUUAACCCAGAUGAAAGUUACAGUGCCACUGUGCACAAAUAAUAUAGCUGAGUACGAGACCUUAUUAUUGGGGUUGGAAAUUGCUAAGAAACAUGGGAUUCAAUUGUUAAGAGUCUUUGGAGAUUCAAAACUUUUGGUUUCUCAGAUAAGAUCAAAAUAUGCAUCUAAGAAUGACAGGUUAAAAAAGUAUAAGCAUGCUAUUUGGGAUGUUAUUGAGUAUUUUGAUGCAUUUUCAAUUGACUGGAUUCAAAGGUCAAAAAACAUUAUGUUAGACUUCUUAGCUAAUGUUGCAUUGAAAAAUGAUGAUGUAACACUAACUGGAGUAUCAAUACUUGAGAUCAAGGCCAUACCUGCUAUCCAAAACAAUGUGUAUAACUGGUUUAUAGCCAACUUUGCUGAGAUUGUUAAGCCUAUUGUUAAGCUACUGAAAAAGGAUGCUAAGUUUUCUUGGGAUGAAGAAGCAACACAGACCUUUGACAAGAUUAAAAGGGCUAUUCAGGAAGCCCCAAUGCUAAAAUCUCCUGACUACAAUAAGGCUUUCUCACUAUUUUCCUUUGCUUCUCACCAUACAAUAGCAACAAUUUUGCUUCAGAAGGAUGAUGAAGGGUAUGCACAUCCAAUUUCUUUUAAAAGUAAAUCCUUGCAGGUUGCUGAGUUAAAAUAUGAAAUUAUGGAAAAACAGGCAUAUGAUUGGUCAAGGAUUUUAAAGCAUUCGGGCCUUAUCUUGUAA
This is a messenger RNA of Cryptomeria japonica (Japanese cedar), 966 nucleotides long. RefSeq lists its product as uncharacterized. Gene Ontology annotation, molecular function: RNA-DNA hybrid ribonuclease activity; nucleic acid binding. The record is from RefSeq and is a predicted model, not a curated record. The transcript is spliced from 4 exons. The coding region runs from base 1 to 966 and encodes 321 amino acids. NCBI's taxonomy places the organism in Eukaryota, Viridiplantae, Streptophyta, Pinopsida, Cupressales, Cupressaceae.